Pseudomassariella vexata is the source of this 830-nucleotide messenger RNA. Its product is annotated as GNAT domain-containing protein. Gene Ontology annotation, molecular function: acyltransferase activity, transferring groups other than amino-acyl groups. The record is from RefSeq and is a predicted model, not a curated record. Bases 278 to 811 code for a protein of 177 amino acids. Lineage: Eukaryota; Fungi; Ascomycota; Sordariomycetes; Amphisphaeriales; Pseudomassariaceae. The transcript has a single exon.
GUGUUCUCUAAGCUUAUAAAUAUUCAAGCAUCAAAUUUCCGAUACCCAACACCUUAUUACUGAACCAGACACUACACCUGCCUAUAUCAAACCCGAAAAUCACAUCUCCGAAACCAAUAUGACACCUCUCACCCCAAACACCAAAAUUAAGAUCCACACAACUCUGCCCGCCGCUCCCCCCUCCCGUGCCCAGACCACCACCCCCCGCCUCCUAAUCCGCCCCCUGCAACCCUCCGAUCUCUGAGCCCUUCACACCCUCCGAACCCAGCCCGAAGCCAUGACAGGCACCUGCCUCGGACGCCCGGACCGCUCUUUGUCCGAAACCCAAAAGACGCUCGCUUUCUUCACCAAUUCCUUCGCUGGGCACUUCUUAUUCGGCGCCUUCUUACUAUCAACGGGUGAGCUGAUCGGCGAGGGAGGUAUGCAUACGCUGAACUCAGAGAUGGCCGGGUGGCCGGAGGUUGGGUAUAAGUUUAUGAAGGAGUACUGGGGACGAGGGUACGCGACGGAGUUUUUGGGGGCGGUUUUGGGGGCAUGGUGGGGAUUGAAUAGGCAGGGAACGGAGGUUGAUGUCUAUGUGUUAACUAUGGAUGGCAAAGUGACUAAGGCUGGAGCUGAGAUAGGGGCUGGGAAUAUGGUGACGGAGAAGGUGUAUGCUAAUACGGAAAUCGAUAAUGUGGCGAGUCAGAAGGUGUUAGAGAAGUUGGGAUUUGUCAAGUUUAUCGAGUGGACGGAGCCGGAUACACAGGAGCAUCGACUGGGAGAACCAGUUACUUUGGUUGGCUUUAUUCUGUCCCGGCCACGGAGCUGAUGGCGAGAAAUAAACAAGA